Molecule: messenger RNA, 2312 nt
Organism: Xyrauchen texanus (razorback sucker)
Lineage: Eukaryota; Metazoa; Chordata; Actinopteri; Cypriniformes; Catostomidae
Product: G-protein coupled receptor 83-like
Exons: 4
Coding region: 31-1092 (353 amino acids)
Biological process (GO): neuropeptide signaling pathway
Cellular component (GO): membrane
Molecular function (GO): neuropeptide Y receptor activity
Source: RefSeq, a predicted model, not a curated record
UUUGACGCACGUGCCCAGGAGAAUCGUGUAAUGAUGACUUUCGGAAACUGCUCCGUGGAUUUCUUCUUGCAGUUUUAUAACUUGCAGAAUUUGUCCGCGUUUUUUAAUUUCUCUUUUGUGGACGCGAUGUACGACAGUGGUGCGAGCUACGAGUCGGAAUCGCACAGACCGACCAUCAAAGCGCUGCUCAUCGUCGCCUAUUCCGUGAUUAUCAUCAUCUCGCUUUUCGGAAACGUGGUGGUUUGUCAUGUUGUUAUUAAGAAUAAACGGAUGCACUCAGUGACAAGUUUGUUCAUUAUGAAUUUGGCCAUUGCUGAUAUUCUUAUAACUCUCCUCAACACGCCUUUUACACUGGUUCGGUUUGUUUACAGUACAUGGGUGUUUGGGAAGGUGAUGUGCCAUGUGAGCCGCUUUGCACAGUAUUGUUCUGUCCAUGUCUCUGUACUUACGCUGGUUGCCAUCGCCAUUGAUCGACACCAGGUGGUGAUGUACCCUAUGAAACAGAGGAUGUCUCGGCUUCAGGGUGUAGGCUGGAUUGGUGUAAUCUGGGUGAUGGGGUCCUGCUUCUCUCUACCUCAUGCCAUCUACCAGAAACUGUUGCGCUUUGAAUUUGUCAAUAACAGGGUACGGAUGGUAUGUCUCCCCAGCUUCCCACAACCCUCAGAUCUCUUUUGGAAGUAUCUGGAUCUUGCCUCGUUUGUCCUCCUCUAUGUAUUGCCAUUAGCGAUAAUAUCCAUAGCGUACCUUGUUGUGGCCAAGAAGGUUUGGUUCCAGAAUGCGGUCGGGGAUCUCACUCAGGCCCAAUCGGCAGCCCAUCGCAGGAGGAAGAAGACGACCCUAAAGAUGCUGAUUGCAGUGGUGGCUGUUUUUGCAGUCUGCUGGUUUCCCCUAAACUGUUAUGUGGUGCUGCUGUCAAGUAAAGUGAUUCAGGCCAACAAUGCCCUGUACUUCACCUUCCACUGGCUGGCCAUGAGCUCUACCUGCUAUAACCCUUUCAUAUACUGCUGGCUCAAUCACAGCUUCCGUGCAGAACUCCGAGCCCUGCCUUUAAUUGGACGCAUAGCCAAAGGCAACACUAUCCAGCAAUCCUGAGGAAGCACUCUACAUACUUCAACAAUCUGUAUUCUGUUUUCUGUUUUUGAAUUCACAUCAAAUACAAAAGUACAGUAGCAGUUCAUCCUCCCUGAUGUGGUUUCUCUUUUUCAUCCUACCCUUGGCUCUCAUUUUGUCUUCUCCAUCAUAAUGCAAGUGAUAUCCAAACCAAUUAAGAGCACUGUGUUGCCAUGGAAAAGAUUACAUAAAAGCUGAAAGAAGCUGUUACAGUAAUUAGAAACUCUGUUCUAGUUAAUUAUUUAUUUUUUACCCCAAGAAAUAUGGUCUCACCUAAUUGCUUGGAUAUAAAGCCUUAAAGACCUAGGAUUUAAAAUAUAUCAAAUGAUACAUUUCCGGCAUUAAAUCCGUAAAAAUUGCCCAAUUGACUUCCAUUAUAAGUGACUCACUGUAACCUGGAUUUUGUUCUUUUUUAAAGAUAAUUAAUUUGUUUUUGCCUAACUGAACCCGGAAUAUUCCUUUUAUAUGGUGCACAAGUAAUUCGCAGGCAACACUGUAUUAAAUGAAUUAAUAUUGUUUCUAUCUAUUCAUGAAGUUUGGUGUAUUCUCCUAAGGCUUAUAAGAGGUUCUGACCUCUGCAUUAUGAACACACACACAUGCAGACCUCACUGUGGUAUGACAUGUUAAUAUCAGAAUUGCAGUUACAUGCAAUUAAAUUGAUCCAGACUGAACAUGCCCAAUUGAUAUUAAGCCCUAUUCUGGACAUUCCAGAGAGCAGCUUAUAAUAUUGAUAAUGGGGUGCCAAUUAUAGAGAUGGAAUGUAUUUUAUGUACAAAGCUAAAAUAUGUUUAUGCAAUAUUCAUUGCAGCAGCUCAUUGUUACGCUCCUGUCUGACUGCAGAUGUGAUCUUAAAAUAAAUUACAGCAAUGUGUUUUUUUUAUAAUUCUACCUGUUCUAGCUUAGACAAUUAAUAUCAUAGUAUGCGUUGAUGUGUCCAGGUCUCUUUGUUUGCACUUUGUAGAGGAACUCCAUAUUGUAUGUAUUAAUGGAACUUUUAUACUGUACAUUUCUCAUGCAGAGAGCAUAAAUAACUGCAAAUUAUCUGACUGUGUUAAUUGUUGCCAGUGUUUUUUUUUUGUGACAUGUAAUGGAAAGACUUAAAACUGGGCAAAAAUGGUUUCUGGUCAGCCAACAGGAAGACCAGUGAUUAUGCAAAGAAUAAAACAGCUUUGUUUAGCCCCCUCGGCUAUUUCUAGAAAUGG